UUUUUUUUAUAUUUAUAUAUAUAUAUUUUAUUUUAUCUUUUUAUUUAUUUUUAUUCAUUAUGGAAACAUUUAUUGGUUAUAUCAAAACACCUCAAGAUGCUCUAAUCAUUUUUGAAGCAUGUCGUCAAGGACAACUGAACCGUAUUCAACGACGAUUAUCUACCAAAGAAAGAAUUCAUAUUCAAUCUGGGUCCAUUUUUGCCUGGGAUGAAAAAGAGGCUGGUAUGCGUCGUUGGACGGAUGGAAAAACUUGGUCUCCUAGUAGAGUCUUGGGUAGUUUUUUGACUUAUCGUGAAUUGGAUACAAAAAGACGACCUAGACGAAAUGAUAAUACAACAAUUAAGAUUGGCAAUUGUUCUUAUAAACAAGAUGGAUUGGUCAAACAAUCGUUUUCUAUUUGUACAGCCAAUAAUCAAAAAUUACAUCUGAUUUCUUAUUACAGCAAAAGAGAUGUAUUAAAUGGAAAAUUGAAACAACCUACCAUGGAUCCUGUCUUGGCCAACAUCACCAUUCCUAAAGGUCUUUAUCCUGAUUUAAAUCCUUUGGAUACAAGUGGAGGUCAUACUGCUACUUUACAUAAUAUGCGUCAACAACAACAAGAAGAAGAAGACGAUGAUGAUGAUUCACCACCAUCCUUAUCAUCAUCUCCAUGUACAUCAGAUGAAGACAUCAUCAUGGAUUUAUUACCAGCUUAUCAUUCUCACAAUUAUUAUCAAUCAUCCUCUUUAUUACCUAUUCAAGAUAUUGCUUGGGAAAAAUUACCAUCAUCAGAGGAUCAACGUCAAUUACAAGCAAUUCAAGGUCUUUUGAAAUUAUAAUCUAACAUUCCCCCCUUUCUAUAUAUCACCCUUUUUUGUAAUUUACCUCCUACUCUGUUGUGUGUGUCCCCCCUUAUUAUCUUCAUUCUUUUUUUCUAUAAGAAAAAAAGUAAGAAGAAAAUGUCACAUCCCAAUUGUCAUAAAAUCCCAUUGUAUAUUCUUCUUCAUAGUC
Molecule: messenger RNA, 990 nt
Organism: Halteromyces radiatus
Lineage: Eukaryota; Fungi; Mucoromycota; Mucoromycetes; Mucorales; Cunninghamellaceae
Product: Gti1/Pac2 family-domain-containing protein
Exons: 1
Coding region: 60-818 (252 amino acids)
Molecular function (GO): DNA binding
Source: RefSeq, a predicted model, not a curated record